AUGGUUUGGCGACGGCCAGUUGCCGCUAUUGGCGCCUCGCGGCCACUCGUGUCGCCUGCGUGUCUUCGUUUUAUUAGUGGGGCUCUUCCAUCGCCUUCGACGUCUGCGCGGCAGCAUCAACUGCACAUUGCCUGCGAUGCCAUCUACCGUAGCGGCACAGCGCGGGAGGCUCUACGUCAGGCGAUACACGAGCCGUCGCACGAAAACGCCCUCCGCUUGCUUGAAGAGUUCGAAAAGGAUCCCGGCGUCUGGCGCGACGAGGCGUGGGCCACCGCCUUCCAAAACGCCUCUUCACACCUGUCAAGGCAGAUGGACCUUUUGCUUGUCCGCUUCGCGCAGUGGCAUACGGUGCGCAAGGCGCCAACCAAGGUUGCAAUGCACGCUCCAUGGGACUGGUACCCACAGGCGCGUCUCAUGCGCCGCCGCUUUAUCUUCCACUACGGCCCCACUAACAGCGGCAAGACGCACGCUGCGCUAGAGGCGUUGGUACGGGCACGCAGCGGCGUCUACUGCGCUCCUCUCAAGGCGCUGGCGACGCAGGUAUGGUACCGCGUAAAGGAACGCGUGCCGUGCGACCUGCUCAUUGGUGACGAGCGCGUCUUUGACGGAGCCGCGGAGCACGUUUCAUGCACGGUAGAGAUGGCGCCGGUGGACGUGCAGGUGGACGUUGGAGUCGUGGACGAGAUUCAGAUGAUGGCGGAUCGCGACCGCGGCUGGGCAUGGACACGCGCACUUCUUGGCCUGCCCGCGCGCGAGAUUCACCUAUGCGGAGAGGCUCGGGCAUUGCCGCUCAUUCAGAAGCUGCUCUACGCAACCCACGAGCGGAAGAGCUUGUUACUAGUGGAGCACAAACGUCUUGUGCCGCUGGCGGUGUUCCCGAGUCUUUGCUCUAGGCUGCAGCCGGAAACGGUGGAGAACGGCGACUGCUUCGUCUGCUUCUCCAAGAAGGAAGUGCUCGACCUGCGGGACAAGCUAAAUCGUCUUCCUGGCGUGACGAGCUCCGCUAUCUACGGCGUCAUGCCAUUCCAAGUGCGAGAGGCUGAGGCUGCACGCUUCAAUCAUGGCGUCGCCGAGUACAUAAGCGCCUCCUCCACCUGCGUCGCCAACGCGAGAGACAACGCAGCAAGCCCCACUACCACGUCGCCGCGAAGCUCUCAAUCUCGUGUGUCAUCGCCGGAAGCGGCGAUGCCCACAAAACACGUUCUUGUUUCCACCGACGCCAUCGCCUUUGGUCUUAACAUGAACAUCGAACGCAUCGUUUUCACCACACUGCGCAAGUUCGACGGCAACGGCAUGAUCGAACUGCCUGACGCGACUGUUCAGCAAAUUGCAGGGCGCUCCGGUCGUUUUGGCCUCACUCGGCAGCAUGCCGUGGGCCGCUGCACCGUACUGCACGAGCGCGACAUGACAAAGUUUAGCGCCGCUAUGUCUGCACAGCUGGCGCCGCUCGGAAAGGCGGGGUUGUUACCCACAGGUGACGUUCUUCAGCUCUUUGUCGAGCUGGAUGCUGCCAAGGCGCGUAAGGCGAGUAAGGCAACUCUAGAUUCAAAUGGCGGAUCGUUUUUCGAGCUCAUGUCGAGGUUCGCUGCCUCGUGCACGGCGUCGGAGCACUUUUUUCCCUGUGACAUUCAUCGCUCUCUGCUGCGGCUGGCCGAGCUUCUCGAGCCGGUGCGCGAUCUUUCCUUGGCAGAUCGCAUUCUGUUCUGUUAUCUUCCGCUGAGCGAUACCAGCGCGGCGUCGCUGCAGCUGAUUGUGGCCUACGCCACCGACCACGCAGCGGGGAAACCAGUGACAUUGCGGUUCGACGUUUGGUGCGCGGAGCUUAUGAAGCAGGUUGAGCGAGGGGAUCCGUGUGAGGAGGGAGAGACACCGCAGCACCGGAGGUUGCAGCAACGCUCUGCGAGAGAACUGGCUACCGAGCUCGAACGGUGUUUUCGACGAGCAGAGAUGUACUGCUGGUUGUCCUGGCGUUUCGGCAAGACUUUUGUGGAGCGGGAGAGAGGGCUUGAGCUGAAGGCGUCCAUCGCCGCUGCCUUGGCACGACUGAACGGGUCUGCGUGA
This is a messenger RNA of Leishmania braziliensis MHOM/BR/75/M2904, 2061 nucleotides long. Its product is annotated as putative RNA helicase. Gene Ontology annotation, biological process: RNA catabolic process; mitochondrial RNA 3'-end processing. Gene Ontology annotation, molecular function: hydrolase activity, acting on acid anhydrides; RNA helicase activity. The record is from RefSeq and is a predicted model, not a curated record. The transcript has a single exon. Gene Ontology annotation, cellular component: mitochondrial degradosome. NCBI's taxonomy places the organism in Eukaryota, Euglenozoa, Kinetoplastea, Trypanosomatida, Trypanosomatidae. Bases 1 to 2061 code for a protein of 686 amino acids.